AUGUAUCGCCCGCAUAUUCAUACGCCUUUCGCAAGGCAUCCAAUACCUACAGGCGGAUUUGAAGAAGCGACGGUUCAAUUUACCAGCUCGGGCCACGAGAGUAGAUUCUCUGGCACUUCUGGUUUUAACUGUACUCAAUCACAGGCGUACAGUACAUCGGCAGACUCGUUGAUUGGCUGUCAGAAGCAGCUCUCUGUUCGGAAAAGACAUCAUCGGCCCCAAAGAGAGAUAUCUACAGAUGAGCAUUCGAUUCACCUGAGUGAGAUGAAUACCCCAGGGGCACUAGUUUCGCCCUCAUGUUCUACCCACAUGCUACCCCCUCAUCACUUGCCUGACGAGAACCAACCAAGAGGCCAUGCGGGAACAUGGAAUGAGAAUCGGCUUCAUGGAAUCGGCAACCCGAUAUCGAACGUUUCAAGCUGGGAUGUAUCGGAGCAGAGGCUAGGAUCGCAGUCUAUCCCUGAUCCAAAUUCAGCCUAUUCGCCAAAAAAUAGCCUUUCGCCCUGGCAUGGCCAUUAUGGCCAAAGAAGCCAUAAUGAUUGUCAAGAUUCUGCUGGGAAUCUAGCAUCACGACGUCCCCGUAUAACCCCUCCUGAACUAAAUGGCUCACCCCAAGCAGAACAGCUACUAGCCACGGAGAGCUGCACUGAUGAUAGACCUGAGGCCCUGAGGAGCAAAUUUAAGGAGCAAUUCGAGUCCAACCGGUCAGUCGCCUCUCCUGGGCACGACUCCGCUCAUAAUGCGGGUCAAGUCCCUGUCUCUCCCCGCAGAAUAAGUAUUGGCUGGAUGUCCGAAGGGCGCCGUAUUGGGUAUGGAUAUACGCUUAUACCGGCAGAUGGUACAGAUGACGGACGGGAGCUACGUCAAGACAAACAUGGCUCUCCUGAUAGUGACCACUCAAACAGGGAACCCCCCAUUGGCUUGGUCGAAGAAAAAUCCCAUGAUUGCGCUAAGGACAAGCCAGAGUGGAUGGGAAACGACAAUAAAGCCCCAUCUAAAGCGAGUGAUCCAAGGUUUGAUAUAGCAGCUGCUCUCCAGAAGUUGAAUCUUCCCCGAUGGGCUGGACCAAGCUUCUCACUCAAAACCAACAAUGUUAAUGAUACAGCUAGCUGUGGUUCUGCCUCCUCUCCUUUAUUGGGAAUUCUUGCAAAACCAAAGAAGAACCAGGAAGAAGUCAACAAUGAAGCUAAUGCAGAUAACCCGUGGAGGUUUUGUUCCUGGGUUCGCCCAGAUCAGGCCUUGAGCGGACAGCCGGUGCCCCCAGUAAGCAGCGUUUCGUCCAGCCAGAGCAUGGAGACACAGCUCCUGGACAAGUUAGCAAGAAACAAACGCAAGAUGGCCGAGAUAGCCCGUGAUCUGGAGCAGCGUGCGUUAGCAAAGCUCGCCACAUCUACAGAACAGUUCCCCGUGAUUCAGCGAACCGCAACCCGAGUGCUGAGACUUAAAGGUCCGGGUGGUAGGACACGUCUAGGUAGGAUUUCUGGUCGACGGGGCUCCAAAUGGAUUCGAACCAGACGGAUUUCUAUCCAAAGCAUGAAUAGAACGGACAGGGCAUGCGACCAACUCUCAAGGCGAGGGAGCUCAGGAAGUCUAGAAGAGUGGGACAGUUUGUACGAGGAGUGUCUGGAAGAACACCCAAUCCCUGAAUAG
This is a messenger RNA of Aspergillus ochraceoroseus IBT 24754, 1650 nucleotides long. RefSeq lists its product as uncharacterized. The record is from RefSeq and is a predicted model, not a curated record. NCBI's taxonomy places the organism in Eukaryota, Fungi, Ascomycota, Eurotiomycetes, Eurotiales, Aspergillaceae. Bases 1 to 1650 code for a protein of 549 amino acids. The transcript has a single exon.